This is a messenger RNA of Trichogramma pretiosum, 2077 nucleotides long. It is a transcript of the gene Ykt6, whose product is annotated as synaptobrevin homolog YKT6. NCBI's taxonomy places the organism in Eukaryota, Metazoa, Arthropoda, Insecta, Hymenoptera, Trichogrammatidae. Gene Ontology annotation, biological process: endoplasmic reticulum to Golgi vesicle-mediated transport. Gene Ontology annotation, cellular component: Golgi apparatus. The transcript has 4 exons. The record is from RefSeq and is a predicted model, not a curated record. Gene Ontology annotation, molecular function: SNAP receptor activity. The coding region runs from base 454 to 1056 and encodes 200 amino acids.
GCCGUUUAUUAUCGAUGUAGUCGCAGACGUACUCCGUUGUCACUCGUAUCGUACUCGUAUAUAUAUAAUAUAUAUACGUAAACGCGAAAGCACACAUACACACACUUCGCGAAAGUAAUCAAAGCGAGCAGCUCAACAGUCCCUCACACACGUAUAAAACGUAUAUAUACAGCAGUUGACGUGCACUGUCCCCACGCAUAUGUCGCUGUUCAUGGCAUAUAACUACGUUAAUACGAUCUAAUAUAUCGUCGACGUGACUCACCAUCGUCAGCAGUCGAUAUACACAUACAUGUUAUAUAUCAGAUCAAGCUCCAGUUGAUUAUUUCUGGAGGCACAGUACAUAUAUACGCACGCACGAGUCGCGACUCGAGAUAUCGCAAUUUGCCGCGUAUACGGUGCUUUUGAGGAGUGUCGUGAUUGAGUUUUUACUCCGUUAAUUGCAGCACAGUCAAGAUGGUGAAGCUUUAUGCCUUAACAAUCCUUCAUAAAGGACCCAAUGCAGCAACUGCUCUCAAGUCAGCUUACGAGGUGGAUUCUUUUUCUUACUUUCAACGAAACAGCGUUAGGGAAUUCAUGACAUUUGUCAGUAAAACAAUUACGGAAAGAACUCAAAUAGCUGCAAGACAAAGUGUUAAAGAAGGAGAGUAUAUGUGUCAUGUAUAUGUGAGAGGAGAUGGUUUGGCAGGUGUUCUUAUAUCAGAUCAUGAAUAUCCUAAUAGAGUAUCUCAUACCUUGAUUACUCAAGUUCUGGAUGAAUUUACUUCCAAAUAUCCACCUCAUCUCUGGUCAUCUUUGAAAGAAUCUACUGUGGAUUUUCAACAAGCUCAUGUUUACUUAUCAAAAUAUCAAAAUCCUAGGGAAGCUGAUGCAUUGACUAAAAUGCAAGAAGAUUUAGAUGAAACUAAAAUUAUUCUCCAUAAUACACUGGAAGCAGUAUUAGAGCGAGGAGAAAAAUUAGAUGAUUUGGUAUCAAAGUCUGAGGGCCUUAGUAUACAAUCUAAAGCCUUUUACAAGACUGCUAGGAAGACAAAUUCUUGCUGUAGCCUUGCCCCAUGAAGCGAUAAUACAGCUGUGCUGUAAACAUUUAUAAUUAUAAAUUUUGAUGACCAUUCUACAAUUUUUGAAAGUGUUUUACUCUUUACUUGGAGACAUGUCUAUAUUAUCUUAUAAGACCUAUAUACUUGGAUCUGUAAAUAUUAUCAAUGAGGCAUGUUGAAAUUUUAUGCAUAAAAAUUUAAAUGUUGCUCCAAUAUAAUUGUGGUGUCAGAUUUAAGUGGUUCACUGCCUGAAGAUUUAAAUAUUUAGUAAAAAUGAUCAUUAACAGUUUUAAGUAUUAGAUUGAUACAAAGUAUGAAAAGAAAUGAGUGAAUGAUGUAGGUAAAUUAAUUUAAACUGCAUUGAUAAUAGGAAUCACGCAUUCAAGAUUCAAUUCUAUUACAAAAAUACAGUUUUAAAUUUUUGUUUUAAAGACACAUUCAUUGUAAUUGAAUUAUAUUCAUCAAACAGAAUUUAAGAUUUUUGUAUUUUAACAGACAGGUACGAACUAGUUAGUCUAAAGUAGUUUAUUUAAAGUAGGAUCUGGCAUCCAGUUAGAAUAUUGAGGGGCUUUGUUGUUAAUAAAUUCUAAAUGAUUACUGUAAUCCUACUCACAUUGCAGGGCUUAUAAAACUUUGAAAUAAGAUUAAUCCAUAUAGAGUUUUAAUAAUUAAAAAUUUGUAUUAGCUCUGUGUAUAAUGGGUAUAAUCAUUUGUCAUGUAAAUAUUUUUUCUUUAAAUUAAAUAGCAAGUAUUUAAAUAGUUGUUAUUUAAUUCCUUUAUCUAUUGAAGCAACUAUAAGAUGUAUAUUCUUUCAAUGUAAAGUAUAAAAAUUAGUAUUUGAUCUGUAAUUAAUUGUCAUAGUUUCAGAAUUUUCUCGAAUAAACUUUAUAAAAAGAUUUAUUUUAUAAUGAAUAAAGGAAAAGCUACUGACAUUUUUUAAAGUAUUUACAAGUACUUUGAUAAGUUAAUUAAAGGAAACUGAAAAGUCAACAAAUUAUUUUAAGCUUCGAAUGUUUUAAAAUGUAUGUUAAUCAAUUCAA